AUGGCACAGGCUCAGGCUCAGGAGGGGUUGCUACGGCAGGAGGGGCUCCUGAGGGCUGGCUCCUGGCAGGCCCACGGCGAGGCCAUGUUGCUGAAGACGGCCAGUGACAUCGUGCUGCAAGUCGCGGCUAUGCAGGCCCCCAAGCACCAGCACCGCCUGGCCACCGAGGGCGGCGGCGAGGGCGGCAAGACAAACAGCGUCGACUCCUCGUCCACCGCAGCCAGCCAGCAGCCCAGCGUGCUGCUCCUGGACUCUGCCACCGCCGGGGUGGCCGGCCUGCUGCCGCCGCUGCGCCAAAUCAGCCUGGACGUCAUCGCCGCCACCGAGCUCAACCGCGCCAAGGGGCUGGCCCCCGGCGAGCGGCAAAGCAUCUUCCAAGACGUGUUUGAGCAGCUGGCGGGCAAGGACGACCUGCCGCCGCUGCAGGCGGGCCAGCUCUACACGCUGCCCUCCAUGCAGUUCCUGGAGUCCAUGCUGAACGACUUUGACAAGACGGGGACCAGCUCGGGGGCAGCCAUGAACAGCCUGCACAUCAGCGGUCCGCUGGACCUGCCCGGCGACGCGUUUGACCUGCCUGAGUUUUCAUCGCACGGCGGCGGCGGCGCCGCGCUGCGCCCCACGCCCUUUGACCAGCAGCAGCAGCAGCAGCACGCGGCGGCGGCGGCCCAGCAGCAGCAGCAGCAAGCGUACUACGCGCUGCACGGCGGCGGGGCCGCGGGGGCGCCCGCCUACGGCGGGUUUGUGCCCACCGGCAGCGCGCCCGCCUCGCUGGUGGCGCCCAGCAUGGUCAGCAGCAGCGGCAGCCUGACGCUGCAGGCCAGCAUGCGGGCGCACAGUGCAUACGAGGCCAGCCGCAUGGCGCACUUGGGCGGCGCGCCCUCCCACCCGCAGCACCAGCAGCUGCUGAUGAUGCAGCAGCAGGCGGCGGCCGCGGCCGCGCACCGCCCCGGCGCCGCCGCCGGCGGCGUGCGCCAGCCGGCGGUGCCGCAGCCCGCGCAGCCGCGCGCCACGCCGCGGCGCGCCUCCCAGGCCUACGCGGACUUCGAGUACGAGGAGGCGGAGGUGUCUCUGCAGACCAGCAAGAGCGGGCGCGUGCGCAAGGUCGCCUCCUUCACCGGCGUCAAGCGGCGGCUGGAUGUCGAGUCUCGGGACUCCCGGGGCAGCGUGGGAGGCGCGGACGUGUCCAGCGGCGAGGUCGGCAGCCGCGGCAGCAAGGGUGCGCGCAAGCCGGCAGGCGGGGUGAAGAACCGCAAGGGCCGCCGCACUGUGUGCCUCAACUGCGGCUGCCACCAGACGCCGCAGUGGCGGUGCGGCCCGCUGGGGCCGCGCACGCUGUGCAACGCGUGCGGCGUGCGCUACAAGAAGGACCUGCCCCUCAACUGCUGGCCCAUCCGCGACGGCAUGGUGCUGCCGCCGGGCGCGAUGCUGCCGCCCGGGUUUGUGGUGCCGCCUGGCAUCACCAUCCACACCCAGCCCGCAGACUUUGAGUGA
This is a messenger RNA of Chlorella variabilis, 1491 nucleotides long. RefSeq lists its product as hypothetical. The record is from RefSeq and is a predicted model, not a curated record. The transcript is spliced from 8 exons. Gene Ontology annotation, biological process: regulation of DNA-templated transcription. Gene Ontology annotation, molecular function: sequence-specific DNA binding; zinc ion binding. The coding region runs from base 1 to 1491 and encodes 496 amino acids. NCBI's taxonomy places the organism in Eukaryota, Viridiplantae, Chlorophyta, Trebouxiophyceae, Chlorellales, Chlorellaceae.